AUGGAUCCGGCAGAGCUACGUCGGGUUUUUCAAAUGUUUGAUAAGAAUGGAGAUGGGCAGAUCACAAAGAAAGAACUAAGUGACUCGUUAAAAAACUUGGGCAUCUACAUACCGGAUAAAGAGUUGAUCCAAAUGAUAGAGAAGAUAGACGUCAACGGAGAUGGGUACGUAGAUAUUGAAGAAUUCGGUGCAUUAUAUCAAACGAUAAUGGACGAGAGAGACGAGGAGGAGGACAUGAGAGAAGCAUUCAACGUGUUCGAUCAAAACGGAGACGGUUUUAUUACAGUGGAAGAGUUAAAGUCAGUUUUGUCAUCCUUGGGGCUAAAGCAAGGAAGAACUUUAGAAGAUUGCAAGACAAUGAUAAAGAAGGUGGAUGUGGAUGGAGAUGGGAUGGUCAACUUCAAGGAGUUCAAGCAAAUGAUGAAAGGUGGUGGAUUUGCUGCCCUAGGUUCAAGUUAA
Dovyalis caffra is the source of this 459-nucleotide messenger RNA. The record is from the annotation of a GenBank genome assembly. Lineage: Eukaryota; Viridiplantae; Streptophyta; Magnoliopsida; Malpighiales; Salicaceae.